GUCUCACAGGUGUGGUGUACUCCAUGGUGGCAAUCGCCUUCGCUAUGAACCUUUUGUCACUAUCAACGCCCCGCUCUGCGUCGCGGCAAGCGUACCGCUGGGGGCGGCGAUGGGCCGCGCCUCAGGUCAGGAUGUCUUCCGAUCAGACACAGGGACCUGCACCCAUCACACCUGACUUCGUCACGCCCGUGGAGGUUGCCGGCAUCCGCUUGUCCAAGCCAGCCAAGGCGCCUGCAAGAUCGAAGAAGUGGGUGGGUCUUGAAGGCCUGGAUGAACGAACGGCGGGGUCGCUCAUUCCAGAGACUUUGCAAGGGAUGGAAAAGGACGAGGAGUUCCAGCUUACAGCCGCCAAGUUGAAGCAAAUGGGACAAAAAAAGCUGACGCUGGAAGAGAAGAAGAUAAGGCGGCGCGCUCUCAAGGAUCGUAACCUUCCUAGCUUCCAGCAGCACGUGCAGGAACAAGGCAUCAAGAUCAAUCGCGAGAGUUCCACCAUUUUCCAGCUGAACAUUGGACUCUUCUGCAACCAGGCCUGCAGUCACUGCCACGUUGAGUCUUCUCCCCAGCGAAAGGAGAUGGUGAGCAAGGAGGUGGCGGAGCGAUGCAUCGAGAUCAUCAAGAACAGCCCAACGGUGAAGACUCUGGACAUCACCGGAGGAGCCCCUGAACUUAACGACCAUUUCCGAUACAUGGUGGAGGAAGGCCGGGCUCUUGGCCUCGACGUUAUUGAUCGGUGUAACCUGACCGUACUUCAAGAGCCAGGGCAGGAAGACCUUGCAGAGUUCUUGGCCAAGAACAAGGUCCAUGUGGUAGCGUCACUUCCGUGCUACUCGCCGAAGAACGUGAACAUGCAGCGAGGCAGCGGGGUUUUCGAUCGCAGCAUCAAGGGUCUUAUGAUGCUCAACGCGCUCGGAUAUGGUCAACCCAACUCGGGUCUGAAGCUCGACCUCGUCUAUAACCCUAUCGGGGGAUUCCUGCCUCCCGAACAGGUGGCAUUGGAGGUUAAGUACAAGGAGGAACUGAACGAAGCGUUUGGCAUCAAGUUCAACAACCUCUUCACCAUCACAAACAUGCCUAUCAAGCGCUUCGCCGACUUCCUGUACCGGAGGGGAGAACUGCAAGAGUACAUGGAGUUGCUUGUCCGCAACUUCAACACGGCGGCGUGCAGCGGGCUCAUGUGCAAGGAUACCAUCAACGUUGGAUGGGACGGGCGCGUUUUUGACUGCGACUUCAAUCAGCAACUGGGAUUGGGAAUGGGGACGGCUGGGACGAAUGCCGGUGCCUCGGAAAAGCUUCUUGCUGUUAAGGAGGGCUACUCUAUCUUCGACGUUGACUCGGUGGAUGACAUGCAGACCACCGACAUCGUGCUUGAAAGCCACUGCUACGGAUGUACGGCAGGCAAUGGGUCCAGUUGCCAAGGAGCUACAGCUUGAGGACCACAAAGACCUGUUGCCGUUGCCGUCGUGCGUGUUUGGAUUUUUCACGUUCGAAGUACGUUCGCCUCGCGUCUUGAUAGAAUUCCCGUCUCUAUGUUUAUUCGUCCGUAACGAUUGUUUAGCCCUUGAAGCUACGCAUGCGGGGGCGGGCGCUUUGCCCCCGAAACCGCCCCGUCAAGGUGGCAUGAACUUUUCCGUUUGCGUACUGUAUGGGCUUCAAACUUGAACGGUCACCCACAAGAUUCCCGGCAACACCAACUACAAUAAUUUUUAGUAAAUUUUAGGAGAAACAAUUUACGUAGUACCGGUCCUCUACCGCAAAAGCUUGUUCGUCUCAGGACGCAUUACGUGCGCGAUAUGGAAGGCUUUCUGUAGAAAAAAUUGCGUAGACGUGUGAUCUCUCAAAGUCUCAGUGUUGUUCUU
Messenger RNA from Ectocarpus siliculosus, 1856 nucleotides. The record is from the annotation of a GenBank genome assembly. Lineage: Eukaryota; Phaeophyceae; Ectocarpales; Ectocarpaceae.